Vigna radiata var. radiata (mung bean) is the source of this 2513-nucleotide messenger RNA. RefSeq names its product berberine bridge enzyme-like 22. The transcript has a single exon. Lineage: Eukaryota; Viridiplantae; Streptophyta; Magnoliopsida; Fabales; Fabaceae. Gene Ontology annotation, molecular function: oxidoreductase activity; FAD binding. The coding region runs from base 441 to 2030 and encodes 529 amino acids. The record is from RefSeq and is a predicted model, not a curated record.
UUAAAAAAGAAAAAAAAACAAAAACACAACUUACCCAAAUUUUUAAAAUACUGAUAAAAUACAAUUAAGUCAAAAUAAUAAAUCUAAAAAACCCCAUCUUCAAUCAUGGUAAACUAAUUACAAAUAUUACCAUGGCAACCUAAACAGGAACAGUAAUGAAUUUUUGUUUAGUGCGUGCAAUUUUAAAUUUAUUGACAUUUUUUAUUGAUCUUUAAUACUUUUUAAUCAUUUAAUUUCAAAGUCUUAAUUAUAUUUACAUUUUACUUCUAUAGCAGCCAUCAUGGACAGGGUCAAAUCAACAACUGUUUCAACUGGUUGACAAAAUAGCUUCAGCAUUAUCCUAUAUUUUCAUGUGAACAUGAACUACACAUGUGUAUGUAUAUAUAUAUGUGUGUGAAUUCUUGAACAUAACUCAAUAAACCAAAGGUAGAGAAGUAAACAUGCAGAUGAGUUAUCUUGCAGUGUUUCUGAUACUGCUUCUUCCAAUUUCAUGUUCAUCUUCAGCUCCUACCUUGGUUGAGAAGAAAUUCAAGGAAUGCUUGAUAACCCAACUUGGUGGCAAUUCUGAAUACGUUGAGAAAAUAAUCUUCACCAAAUCAUCCUCCCAAUAUCCCCAAGUCUUGGAAGCACGGGAACAAAACACUAGAUGGGUGAAUUCCUCAUGGAAGCCUAUUCUAAUUCUAGCACCUUUCCAUGAAUCAGAAAUUCAAGCAGGCAUCAGAUGCAGCAAAGAACUUGGGUUGCAACUCAGAGUCAGAAGUGGUGGCCAUGAUUAUGAAGGGCAAUCAUACCUUAGUGAGGCCCCAUUUGUCAUGGUUGACCUCAUCAACAUGCGUUCCAUUCAAGUUAACCUUUCUGAUGAAACAGCUUGGGUUCAGGCUGGGGCAUCGGUGGGUGAACUUUACUACCAAAUCUCAAAAGCUAGUAAAGUGCAUGGUUUCCCUGCAGGAACCUGUCCAAGUGUAGGGAUAGGUGGGCAAUUCAGUGGAGGGGGGCAGGGUGUCAUGUUGAGAAAACAUGGCCUGGCAGCAGACCAUGUUGUUGAUGCUUACAUCAUUGAUGCAAAUGGGAAGAUUCAUGACAGAAAAUCAAUGGGAGAAGAUGUUUUCUGGGCCAUCAGAGGAGGUAGUGCUACUAGUUUUGGAGUCAUCCUUGCAUGGAAGAUUAGGUUGGUUAGAGUCCCACCUACUGUUACAGGUUUCAACGUUCGCAAAACAGUGGAAGAAGGAGCCAAGAAUCUCAUUCACAGGUGGCAAUACAUUGCACAUGAAUUGCAUGAGGAUCUUGUCAUUAGAGUAAUAGCUCAAAAUAGUGGUGACAACUCAAAAACAUUGAGAGUACUCUUCAACUCUCUGUUCCUGGGAGGAGUAGACAGGUUGAUCCCACUUAUGAAUAAGAGUUUCCCAGAAUUGGGAUUGCAGGCCAAAGACUGCANUGAAAUGAACUGGAUUCAAUCAGUUAUGUUUAUUGCUGGAUACAACAUAGACGACCCUCUAGAACUCUUGCUCAACAGAACUACCACAUCUAAAGAAUCUUUCAAGGCCAAGUCUGACUAUGUAAAGGAGCCAAUACCAAAAGAUGGUCUAGAAGGAGCUUGGAAAAUGCUUCUAGAGGAAGAAGCAUCAACCGUGAUGAUAUUCGAACCCUAUGGUGGUAUAAUGAAUGAAAUUUCAGAAUCUGAAACCCCUUUUCCCCACAGGAAGGGCAACUUGUAUAACAUACAAUACUUGGUCAAUUGGAAAGGGAACAGCAACGAAGAGAAGCAUCUACUUUGGGCUAAGAUGAUUUACAGAUAUAUGACUCCAUAUGUGUCAAAAUUUCCACGAGCAGCCUAUUUCAAUUAUAAGGAUCUUGAUUUAGGCAAAAACCUGCAUGACAACACAAGCUACUCAACUGCUAGUGUUUGGGGCGAGAAGUACUUCAAGGGAAACUUUAGGAGAUUGGCACAAAUUAAGACAAAGUUUGACCCCCAAAAUUUUUUCAGGAAUGAACAAAGUAUUCCUCUCCUAGAUCCCAUCCUUAUUAAAUAAAGUGCAUGCAUGACAUUAUUGGGAGAGCCUAGAACAUUUAUUUGUAUUUCAAUAAGAUGUGUGCUUUUAGUUCCUUUCCUGGAUGUUCAUUUCCUUUUUCUUCCUUAUUACCAGCAUAAAACUCCACACCAAAGAUAAGCUACUACGAUGACAUUCUGAUAAAAUAAAAGGAUAAAUCACAUUAAAACUGAGAUGAGUAACUAUUCGUAUUUGAGAAAAACUUUUGAAGAAUACAGAUUUCGGUGAUGUCAAUGGAAACUAUUAUCAGAAACGACUAAAAUAAUACUGGAGCAAAGACGAUAGGUAAGAUCGACAGCUGUAUAUCAUUUAAUGAUUAAUCAACGUUUUUUAAAUUACUUCAAUGAAAAGCAAACGGGGAAGCAAAAGAUUAAAUGAAUGGCAAAAAUUAAUUAAACACGAUAGUCAAUACCAAAAGAAAAGGCAUGAAUCAGGGCAGAAUUCAAACAAUCAAACCACACCUUC